Eutrema salsugineum is the source of this 1135-nucleotide messenger RNA. RefSeq names its product dehydrodolichyl diphosphate synthase 2. The record is from RefSeq and is a predicted model, not a curated record. Lineage: Eukaryota; Viridiplantae; Streptophyta; Magnoliopsida; Brassicales; Brassicaceae. The coding region runs from base 90 to 1025 and encodes 311 amino acids. The transcript is spliced from 3 exons. Gene Ontology annotation, biological process: plastid membrane organization; response to cold; polyprenol biosynthetic process. Gene Ontology annotation, cellular component: chloroplast stroma.
GAGGCCGUUGGUUUCAUCGUCUCCGCUUUUAUACAAUGCCUUCUUCUUCUUACCAACCCACAAACCCUUGAGAGUAAGAAUCGAUUAAGAUGCUAUCCUUGCGCGUCCCUGCUCCUACAUCCCUCUAUUUCCGGCGGUUUAACGCCGGAGCUUUAGAGCGGCGGUUAGGUAGAGAUUGCUUUCUCUCUUUCUCGCCGGGUUUAGUGGAGAAUCGUAGAGGAAUCGGAUUCGGAGUCGGAGUCAGAUCCGAAAAAUCGGAGACGACGCCGUUUACGGCAGCGGAGGAAGAAACUUUGCCGGAGGGGCUCCAGCCGGAGCUGAUGCCGAAACACGUGGCGGUUAUAAUGGACGGAAACGGAAGAUGGGCGAAGAACAGAGGUCUUCAACCUUGGGAUGGUCACAGAGCCGGCGUUGAAGCUUUAAGAGAGAUCGUUGAGCUUUGUGGUAGAUGGGGAAUUCAAGUUCUCACAGUUUUCGCCUUCUCUACUGAUAAUUGGAUUAGACCAAAAAUCGAGAUUGAUUUCUUGUUGAAUUUAUUCGAGAGAACGCUCAAAUCAGAGCUUGAGACCUUAGCCAAGAACAAUGUUCGGAUAUCGAUCAUUGGAGACUCAUCGAAACUUCCAGAAUCUCUUCUGAAAGUCAUAAACGAAGUGGAGGAAGUCACAAAGAACAACACAAGGCUUCAGCUAAUCGUAGCCGUUGGUUACAGUGGGAAAUACGAUGUUCUACAAGCGUGUAGAGGCAUCGCGCAGAGAGUGAAAGAUGGUGAGAUCGGAGUUGAGGAGAUAGACGAGAGACUGAUCGAGCAAGAACUCGAGACCAACUGCACCGAGUUUCCUUACCCGGAUCUAUUGAUAAGGACUAGCGGUGAGCUGAGAGUGAGUAACUUCUUGUUGUGGCAAUUAGCUUACACGGAGCUCUUCUUUGCUCAAGAGCUUUGGCCUGAUUUCGGUAGGAGCGGUUUCAUCGAAGCCUUGAUGUCGUUUCAGCAGAGGCAGCGACGCUUUGGUGGUCGAAAGUCUUGAGCUUUCUUUUGUUUACAACAUAUACAAAUUGGUAUAAAUAAGAAACUGUAUAUGAUCAUUUGUAGCUAUAUAUGGAUGUUUUAGACCUCAAGAAUUAGGUUCUUGAGAUA